This is a messenger RNA of Porites evermanni, 7279 nucleotides long. The record is from the annotation of a GenBank genome assembly. NCBI's taxonomy places the organism in Eukaryota, Metazoa, Cnidaria, Anthozoa, Scleractinia, Poritidae.
UUGUAAAGUUAAGAAUGGCAACGUCCGGGGAAGAAACAGAUGCCUUUAGCAGGCUUUAUAAAAAGACAGAAUUUGAUAACUUGCUUUUAAAACUUGGAGGAUGGUCACGAUUUCAACAAAUACAAUGGGUCCUCCUCUUCCUCGCCGCCGUUCCCCAAGCAUGGUACACUUACGCCCCAGCUUUCGCUGCUGCAAAACCAAAAGAAGACCAGAUUUACUGCAUUGAAAAGCCGGAGAUAGGAGGGAAAUCAUUUUGCGCUGCGUGGCAAAACAAAACUUGCACAGAUGCUGGAUACAAGACGCCUUACAAAUCCAUUGUUACUGACGUAAGUGACUGUUUACUUCAACAUGACUUUGAAAAAUUUGGAUACUAAGAGAAAAAGACGAGAGGGGUAACCGAUUUUGCAUGGCAGCUAAAAAAAUGUUACAAUGAGGAAAUGAUAAGACCCGCUACCGCUAUGUAUCGCGUGAUUUCACCCAGUAAUGUAAGUUGAGUAGAUUAUCCAUCUGAUCACGUAAUUAGUUAUUAUUCUCCCAGAAGGAGUACGGUAUGUAUUCUUUCCUCCAAUGUUUUCUUAUUCAGAGAAGCUCAACUGCAUCAAUAGCUUUAAUUUGUAGCGUUCUCUUCACAGAAUUGGGUAGAAAUUAUGAAAAUCCCCACUAGGGUGAAUUCCGUGCGUUCCUCUGUCUUACCCGCGCUUUUUACGGAUCGUAACUUAGACAAACUUUAAAAACAUCGCCCUAAUGCUCUGUAAAUGCAUAAAGUUUCUGACUCAGAGUAAAACUCACGUCACAUCAUAUCUAUUGUCUGCAUGUUUUAAACAAACAAGCGAAUUAUUACGUGCAAAUAUUUGCUUAAGAAGUUGUGCCCUUAUUUGAUUUGUUCAGAUUAUCUGUUGUCGUGAUAUUGGUGAACUAGUCUGCGUAGCUGGAGGUAUUGUGUAGUAGUCGAGUGAGAUUUGGCGGCAAAGCCUUCACGAGCGGCGUAAGCCGCGAGAAAUAGGUAUUUCAAAGCGUCGUUCCCACUCCCUUUUUUUGAUCACGGCUCCGUCACCACAACUUUAAUCGCGCACCAAGACAAUACCGCCAGUUACGCAGGCUAUUGGUGAAUGGACGUGACAAAUAUGAAAGGUGAUAUUUGAUAAAUGCAAAUCUGGUUUCUAUGUCACUUUUAAAUAAAUGGAAAAAAAAUUACUCGCAAUAAAGUCGAUCGUACGUUAUGUAUGUUACCAGGGUAUUUUUAUACUUGAAGGGAAAUUUUUAGCCUGCGAAAACAGCCGUUUCUCCUCGCUCUACGCCGCGCCUCGGCGAGGAGCGAGGGGAAACGGUUGUUUUCGCAGGCAAGGAAAUUUGUAACUAUUUUGUCCAAGAUUGUAGAUAUGAGAGUCCUCAAUAAACACUUAACCCCUAAACGCUUGCGUAACAGUCAUGAAAAUAUAGAAAAUGUAAGAAUGUAAGUAAGCAAGGACUACUAAAAUUCCUCUCUUGUUAUAGUAUUUCUACACCAUUGUAACCCGGAAAAUGUACGUAGAACCAUGAGUAGAAUUGCAGGUAAAUCUUAAUCAGUUAUGUUUUUUAUUUUCCUUUCAGUGGGAUAUCUUAUGCGACGACGCAAAGAAAUAUGUGCCACUCACGAAGACCAUAUUCUAUGCGGGAAAACUGUUCGGUGCGUACUUUUUCGGCUGGGUAUCCGACAGAUAUGGGCGCCGAAUGACCUUACUUAUUACUAUGCUUGUGCAGUUCAUUGCAUCCUUGAUAGAAAGCUUCUCCGUGAACUUCACCAUGUAUGUUGUGCUUAGGGUUCCUCUUGGUAUAUGUAGUGGAGGUAAGAUCAAAUACUUACAUGUAUUAGUGAAUACAUUAGUCUCCUUCGCAACCUCUCCUACCGGGCUCGAGCCGGAGUCACGCAACGCUCUUCGCCUCCUGGAUUGCGUGACUCCGGCCCAAGAGGUUGUGCAGGAUGUAUACAUGUGCACAUCCCAUACAGGGCGAGACUCUUUCCCAUUCCCCUUCUGUUUGUUAUUUUCGAGGCGGGUGGCAGGAAUGUCAGGAAUUAAGGAGGAGCCAGUUUUCCUUUGAUGCAAUGUACAAGUUGUAGGCCAGUUAAAGGAAAUAAGCAUCAUAAAACUAAUCAAGACAACGUCCAACGCUUAUUAAAGAAAAUGUUGCCCCUGCAAACAACUCAUUCAGCACCAGGCUUUUAUGUUCUCUUGCCAGCACUUAGAUUUUUCCUUCAUUUAAGGAUAGCUAGUGCGCUGGGUCACGCUGUAUUUCUAUCAAACGAAACCCCCCAGCAACAAAUCAUUGCUGAAAACUCCGUAAUUAUUCAUAAUUAUCACCAGAAUGAAGCAUUAAGGCCUUGUACCUCUGUGUUGAAUUUCCUUUUACAGGAUGCCUUAUCGCCGGUUUCCUGCUCAUGACCGAGAUGGCGACUCCUAAAUGGCGGCGCUGGGCUAACUGUUUAUCGCAGGUUGCCUACGGUGUUGGGAUUGCUGUGCAAGCCUUGAUUGCGUUCUUCAUCAGAGACUGGAAACCCUUCAGCUUAGUGAUCACUCUUCUUAACCUGCCGUUCAUUGCCUACUACUGGUAAGGGAAGACCCUCAUACUCCCUCGUUCAUGUUUAAAUUCUCCAUUCCCCCACCCCACCCCCUGAGCCAAACAAACCUGGAUCUCAAACCCCGUUCUAAAACGGCGUCAGUUUUCGAAUGUCUAAACGGCAACUUCGUUUUAUGGGUGUCAUCUUAGAGAGAGAACGAGAGUCAAUGUGAAUCGGAGACCUAUCAUUAAAUGUACACGAACACGAACUAAAAAUUAACCGUCUGCACAAAUGACUAUUUUUUUAGUUCAUAAUAUCAUCGUUUCUAAAAUUUAAUGCACUGGAGUAUAUUGCAAAGUCAGAGGAAACGCAAUUAUAGAGCUCGAAUCUACAAAACUAGACAACGUACGUUUUUCGGCCAUAACCCUUAAGUUAGUUAUUUAAGGCAAGAGAGUACGAAUGAGCCCUUUUAACGACAUUAUUUUCGCUUCAUUUACGAUAGGUUUAUUCCUGAGUCGCCUCGCUGGCUUUCAGCUAGAGGAAGAGUGGAAGAAGCUGAAGCAAUCUUGCGUAAAAUGGCAAAAACAAAUGGUACGGAGUACCCAGAAGGAGCUGUACAAGGGAUGCAGACAGAAGGAAAACCCGAGGAAAGAAAAAAGACUUAUCACCUGUGGCACCUGUUUAGUAAUCGAUACUUGAUAAGAAUCACUCUUAUCGAGGCGUGGUCUUGGUAAGUUGAAAAGGGACCCUGUCUACACUAGUAAUAAGAAAGUAAAGAGCUGGGUUUCUAUACGAUAUCAGUCUAGACGCACCGCAUCUCUUAACUAGAAUCUUAACCAGAAACCGGCUAGCCGGCAGGUCCACAGCGUACAAACGUCUGGGGAUUUUUCUUGUCAAGUUUUCUCAACAAGUGCUCUUGUACAAGCAAAAUAUAAUAGUUGGUCCUUUGAGGCUCGCAAACGCCAAAUUGCGCAUAGCUACUAAAACAGACUACAUGAACCAUGGCAGUUGCUGCUGAGCGAGAAAUAUUCUCUCAUUUUAUCUCUCUUUUCUUUACAGGUGCGUGACCAGCAUGGUGUAUUACGGGCUCGGUUUCAACUCGGGCAAUUUGGCGGGAAAUUUUUACUUGAACUUUGCUGCAUCCGGAUUGGUGGAAAUUCCUGCGUACCUGCUCGCCACCUAUCUCGUAGAGAAGUAAGAAAAAUCUCUCCGUGAUAUUCUCUUUUUGCAGGAGCUCCCGCUUUUUGUUAGUAUAGUCUGUAGGGUGGGUGUAGGGUUUAAUGGCUCUCGAUAAUGCGACGUCACAUUUUUCCACCGUGUUGGAACCGACCACGUCAGCCAGUUUCCUAUCCAGUCUUUCUAUUAUCCAUGAUUUGUACGUUGGGGUAGACACAGGUAUGGCAGAAUAGCAAGGCAGUGCAGCGCGAGGACCUGCGCGCGCAUCUCUGUCGCGCGUCUCUUUUAACGCUUAAAGGCCUCCCGUGGAUUAAAAAUAUAGGUGAAGACUGGGAACGGGCCAGGGUCCAUCUGUCAACAUGACCAUAUCAGAAAUAUAAAACACAAACAGUGGUGACAAACAUUGUUGUGAGCUUUCGCAUGUUUAUAUACAGCUAUUUCGAGACAGGUUGUCGGAAAAACUGUGCUCGCGACAAUCCCGAAGGGUAAUAUGGGGUAUGAUCAAUACACUGUUCCUGACAUUGUAGCUGGCUGCUCAGUGUCAAGGCUGGUUUUCACAGGCGUCUGAGUCGCAAGAGCACUCGAAAAUGAGAAAUCGGAGUCCUAAGUGGAGUUAUAAGCGCAAGAAUCAAUACGUUUCCAUUAGGACACCGCUUGUAACUCCGUCGCUUACGACCUCGUGAAAACGAGAGAGUGAAAAUUAGAUUUUCAUAAGCAUUGUUAUAGAAACAGACGCGGAAGAAUAUACCAAUGAAAAUGCUCAUACCCUCACCAUGUGACGGGUUUGCUAUUUUUUUUCCCCUUCUUUCUACGAUUCCGAUUAACCAGAUCGUAAACGACGAAGACGUAAGUGGGAUCCGAUCCGUCGAUUAGAUCAUAGCGUUCUAGAUGUGUUGUGGUCGCCUUUUGUACAGGGUUGUACUAUCGCUUACAAAAAACUAAGGUUUUACUCGUCCUCCUCACUACAAUUUAGUUGUCUUUUUUCUCAUAUCGCCCUGUUUAAUUUUUUUCUGACAGAGUGAACCGCCGUUUUCCUUUGGUGGCUUAUUAUAUUAUUGGAGGAGUGGCUUUGAUAUGUGUUUUCUUCAUACAACUAUCAGGUAGAAUGCUCAAGUAACUGCAGUCACUCUGAUCUAGUCAGACCGUAUUCGCCAUGCUUAUAAUCUUGACCGUGGGAAAGACAUUAUCAGUUAAAUACUUGGAAACAAUCUAAACACAGUCGAACCUGUACCUUCGAAUAUAAAUUCUGCAUAACGGCCAUAGCCACCGUAGUCUGCUACACAGCCGUUUUUAGUGUCGUCACGCAAUGCUCCUCUCCACUAAGUGGGGAGGAGCGUUGCGUGACGACACUAAAAACGGCUGUGUAGCAGACUAUAGCCACCGAGCAUGCUCUUCAUUUGGGGGACAUUACAAGAAGUCAUGCGCGAGAAGCACGUGAAAGGAAACACGGGAGCGAUGGGCGGGGGUUUGCCGCUUGCUUAUGCGUUCUCCCCCGGCUCAUUUUGCUCGCCAAUCGGAUUGGAGGGCUUGCUCGAAGGGUAUCACGGCCAUUUAGAAGCGAAAGAUGUAGAAACAAUUUUCUAAUUUUCUUUCCAUUGCCCCAAAAUAUGAUGUCGCAUUACGUUUCUUACCCCACCCAGCCCACCGAUAAGGGGCAAACCAACCCUCGGUAUGUAUGCGAGAAUGAAAAGUGAGGUUGUACCGUAGUUUUUAUAUAACAAAGAGAGAAAUGCCAUUUCGCUAUUACCCUAUUAGAAUUAACGAAUAAAACCGACAACAAAAUUGCCCUUGUAGUACUUAAUUUGCACCAACCAGGAGAUUAAAAAAUGCUUCUGAAUGAAUUCACUAUCUUUUUCCUCAGGAAAGCAAGAUGAUCAUAAAGCUCUCAUCAUGGCACUGGCCUUGAUUGGAAAGUUUACUAUUUCUGCUGCUUAUUACCAGAUUUAUAUACACACCGCGGAACUGUACCCAACAGUCAUAAGGUAAUAACACAACAUGGAGUGGAAGACACUAGCCUGUUUACAAUCCCCUGUUUUUCCUUAAGAUCGUUGAGAUCGAGGGCUUACUGUAACGGGCGACCUUAAUUUGAAGGAAUCAUUUUGACAGAAUUUCUGGUCAACUUAACAUGGCUUUUUGCGUUUUUCCCACCAUGUUUGAAUGUUUCGCGCCAGGAGAGGAUAUAGAGCUCUAUACUCUCUUGUCUGCGCUCAUUCGGGCAUGCUAUGAAAGAUUCCCCCACCCGCCGGCUCAAGAUAAGUGAAAUGUCAAAAUUGUCUGCAGUCUAUGACCAUUAAAACUCAUCGGCGUCAAAAGCGUUGCAAGGGAAGAGGAUCCAACUGGCGGUUGAAUUGUGAAUGGGUUAAGUCUUUAAGGCCCAAGUAUGAUCAACAUCAAUUUUUUCCAAAAAAAAUAUUUAUACAUUACGGUUAAAAGAAAAGAUUUCGAGAGUCAAUGAGAUGAUUACCAAAAGGCAAAUGCUUUGGUCUUUUGUCUAAUUCUCUCGCCUAAUUCUUUAGAACGUUUCAGGGAACAAGCAAUUAGUGCAAUACAUUUAACAAAAGGCUUCCUUCUAUUCUUUUGGACGGUAUGUAUCUACCGGUUUACCAGCCCCGUUCUUAGGUUUCCAUCCUACUCGUCCCCUGGGAACGAGGUUUUUCUGGCGAAGAAGAGGGUUUAUUGUUUUGUCUUGUUUCAUUAACAGGACCAUUGGAGUUGGUUUCUCCUCUUUGUGCGCCCGAAUUGGAGGAAUGGCAGCUCCUUACAUAGUGGUGAGCAAAAAAAAAAGAAAAGCAUUAAGAACUGUCCUACACUAGGAGCUAGAAAGAAACUAGUUUGCGUCCUGUGACAAUAUUUGUACCGGCCUCUAGCAACCAUUCAAAAACUGACGAGUAGCCCUUCGCUCGUCUCGACGUUGUUGUGUAAGAGAGUGAAAUCAAAACUACCCUGUUAAAAUAGUGGCAUAUAUUUCAAAACCGAAACUCGCUUUUCCAUGAAACAAGUUUCUUGAAGGUACUAUAAAAUCUGCGCCAUAAGGCCUGGGAAAACUGAUACAAUGUUGUAAGGGGUUAUGUCUAGGCUAGUACCCUUGGGUUAUUUCUGGAGGGUCUUUACUGACCUAAGUAAGCUGUUAGUGUCGAAAUAGAUGAUAAGCCUGCAAUCAUAGGGAAUGGUGCAAGGGAUUAUAACCGCGGUUUUUCGGUGACGAUCGUUUGUUACCUUUCCAUUACAGGACAGCACUCCGUUAGUCGUCCCUGCAAUCGUGUUUGGUGCUACGUCGUUUUCAGCUGGUCUCACCGCCAUUCUGCUCCCCGAGACACGUGGAAAACCACUCCCAAAUUUUGUUGGAGAAGCAACUCCAGAUGACAAAGAUCUUAUACCACUGGUAGAAAGGAAAGAACCAGCUGGGGGCGACACGUCUGUUUAGAGGACAGUUGACUCUUCUUCUAGAUGUACACCUUUUUAAAAAGGAUUCCAGACAACUAGACUUCUAGCGCGUUCAAACGUUUGAGGCGUUUUCUUUUCAAUUAGCGGCAUUUCAUUUACCAUUACAGUCAAGGCAGGUCAAGC